Messenger RNA from Oreochromis niloticus (Nile tilapia), 4368 nucleotides. It is a transcript of the gene pard6b, whose product is annotated as par-6 partitioning defective 6 homolog beta (C. elegans). Bases 360 to 1565 code for a protein of 401 amino acids. Gene Ontology annotation, biological process: regulation of cellular localization; establishment or maintenance of cell polarity; centrosome cycle. Lineage: Eukaryota; Metazoa; Chordata; Actinopteri; Cichliformes; Cichlidae. The record is from RefSeq and is a predicted model, not a curated record. The transcript is spliced from 3 exons. Gene Ontology annotation, molecular function: protein binding. Gene Ontology annotation, cellular component: apical plasma membrane; cell cortex; nucleus.
GAAGUCCCGUAUCUCCGGCUCUCCGGGUACGGGCAGGGAGAGAGAGUCGCAGGCAGAGGUAAGCCAGAGACGGUACGCUGUGGGGCUGUAGCUACGGUGUCAGCGGCAAGUAUGAGAGGAGACAAGUUUACGAGCUGAAGCUGGCUGAUUGACAGCCUCUGUCGCAUUCUGUGGAGGGACCACUCAUACCGGCGGACGUCAAGAAGUCGCGGUGUAGUCUGUGCGACUGAAACACCCCACAACUAAAACAUUAAAAACAACUGGUGGACACACGGGGUUUGUGGAUAGACAUUGGCAGCGGCGGCAGGAGCAGGGAGAGAGUGUGAGUGCUUUGGCGGCGGUCCCGCUGCUAGAGAAACAUGAACAAAAACCACCGAGUGCCGAGCAGCCGUUCUCUGAAUGCAGUGGAGGUGAAGAGCAAGUUUGGUGCAGAGUUUCGUCGGUUCUCUCUGGAUCGGUCCAAGCCAGGCCGCUUCGACGAGUUCUACGGUCUCCUGCAGCAUGUGCAUCGCAUCCCCAACGUGGAGCUGUUGGUGGGCUAUGCUGACGUGCACGGUGACCUGCUGCCCAUCAACAAUGACGACAAUUACCACAAGGCCAUCUCCACAGCUAACCCUCUACUCAGGCUGUUCCUCCAGAGGAAAGAGGAAGCUGAUCAUGGAACAUUUGGUACCGAUUCCCUGACCAGGAAGAAGAACACUGUGCUUUCUGCGGUUCUUUUGCGGCCUGAUCACAACAAGAAAAAACCUCCAGUCAUCAUCAGCCUCCCUAAAGACUUCCGGCCUGUAUCGUCCAUCAUCGACGUCGACAUCCUCCCGGAGACGCACCGACGUGUUCGUCUGUACAAGCACGGCCAGGAAAAACCACUGGGUUUCUACAUCCGCGAUGGCUCCAGUGUACGGGUCACCCCACAGGGCUUGGAGAAAGUCCCAGGAAUAUUCAUCUCUCGCUUGGUGCCAGGCGGGCUUGCGGAAAGCACCGGCCUACUGGCGGUUAACGACGAAGUGCUGGAAGUGAACGGUAUCGAGGUUGGUGGGAAGUCGCUGGAUCAGGUGACGGACAUGAUGAUCGCCAACAGCCACAACCUCAUCAUCACUGUAAAGCCUGCCAACCAGCGGAACAAUAUCGUUCGUAGUGGAGUAGGCGGAGGAGGAGGCGCAGCAUCUGGUAGUUCAGGACGCUCAUCAGACAGCAGCGCCAGCUACUACGGCUACUCGUCACACAGUGCUGCAGCCUCUAUACCACCACACAUCAUCCAGAACUUCCCCGUCGGGGAGUUGGAGAGCGAUGAAGAUGAAGAGGACUUGGUAAUCGAGGCAGGAGGCGAGGCUGAGCCAAUCAGACAUAUGGCCUCCAACCACAGCAUGAGCUCAUUGCCUCGUUACGAACCACACCUCAACCUCCGCACCGCUACCACUUCCACCUUCUCCAUUAACACCAAUGGAACCCUGCCCACCAGCGGCAGCAGCAGUUCCCUAAGCAACAUCAAGGCUACCACGCCGUCCCCAGACAGAGCCAUGGAGAGGGGGAGUUUGGAGGAGGACGGUACUGUUAUAACGCUGUAGACUGGACAUUCUGCACAUUUCACACACUACACACUGGAGAACAGAGAAAUAAACACUCUUGUAUUUUAACACACAUUUGGAGGGUUGGUGGAGAAAUCAAAUAAAACCCAGGAACGUACAGUUCCAUCUCACAGUGACUAAACCUGAGAAGCACAAACAUACGUCUGCGUAUUACAUCUCGACCUACUAAAGAUUUGUCCUUUCACAUCAAACACUACACCCCCAUACUUUGCUCUUCUGAAUGCCAAUGACCACAUAUUUGUGCCAUAGCAAUGACAGCCCCCAUUUCUGGUUCUGCAGGCAUAAAAACAACAACAACAAAAAACUGAAAGUGUCCACUGUCUCUGUUUUUUCUAAACGCACCUGUUUUUAAUCCCAUAACUGUUAUUGCGCCGAACUUCCUUUAGCAGGCAGAGAUAGGAAGCCCAUCCUCACAUAUUUCCUCUUUUAAGUUACGCUAACAAGUUAAUAUCACUCGUAAAGCAAAAACACUCUGUUUUUGUUUUUUCUUUUUGUCUUGUCACUCUACUCACAGCAUGAGUGCAGAAUUUUUCCUCACAAGGCAGUAGCACAGCAAACAACUAGAUGCUGGGCUCUGGAAAAAAACAUAUAUACAUAUAUAUAUAUAUAUAUAUAUAUAUAUAUAUAUAUAUAUAUAUACACACACAUCUAUAUAUAGAUAUUUUUGAGGACAAUCCCAUAUAGAAGAAGUCUUUUUUUCUUUGUCCUGGCUCAGAUGGUGUUAAACACUGCUCUCUAUACUUGAUGUGACAAUGACUGAUAAUGAAAGAUCGGCAAUUUUGAUAAAUAUUUGCACAGCUUGUCCUUGGGCUUUUCCUAUCCUGUCUUUAUUAUUAUAUUAUUAGUAGUAAUACUUGGAUCCCACAAGUGACAGUGCUGUUUUUUAUUUGACCAGUUGGAAGUUGUUGGACUAGGAAAUCUUCUAGUUAAUUUCCCUGUUGUAUUUAAUUCAUACUGAACUUUUCCUUAUCACGACACGGGCUAUUUCCCCUGCUGCAUGUAUACAGAAGAAACAAUGUGAAUGGGAUUUUUAAUUUAGUUUGCAAUAGUGUUCCCCUCUUCUUUCUUUUUGGACCAUAACUCAGUACAUCUAAUCUCAGUGCCGUCUCAUUGCAACAUGUCUUGCUUUUCAUUGUAUCUUCAUUGUUAUUGAAUUCAGUUAAUCACUUCAGAUAAUGUAACUUAACAACUCUAUAUACAGUGGCUACUAAAUAUAGACUUUUGGCCUAAAUGGGACCAGAAUAUGUCAACUUUAACAUGAAGGAGUGGGUUAACAGGAAUGGCCCACAUAGUCAGAAGUGAAAAACUUCCUGGUUCCAAAGUACGCCCUGGUCGGACUGAGUCACGGUGAAACAAACACACACGCAGGGCAAAAGCUGAUUCACUCUCUGUAUUUGAUAAAGGUGAGGCAGGGCUGGCUUGUGUACAGAAUAUCUUGGCCCUGACCUGCAUUUUUGUGGUUUCAGUAGGAUGAUUGCUUUUCUUGCCUGUAAUGAACGUCCUUUGAGAAAGUCCUCCAAAUAUUCAUCCUGCCUCACAUUUUAUUUGAAAGCUUUUAAACAGACAUUUGUGAUUGGAGCUAUUUGAUUCACUCACCUUUACUUUGAUUUUUUUUCUACCUUUCAGUUUGAAUUCACUCAGACAUUUCACAAUGUCUGAGUGAAGAAGUAAUUCUCUCACAGUUCCUGUUCAUAAAGCAGAUCCACAACAUUUAUUGAAAGCACACUAUAGAUCCACCAUUACCAUUACAAGCUGCUGCCUCCCUGAAGUGAGAGCAGAUGGUCUAUUAUUUCUUUCAUUGAUUUUUUUUUUCCUCUUAAAAGUUUUAAACCUGACUUUAGCAUGGAUUUUAUCUCACCCAUAAUAUCAUGGCUGGCACACACUGCACUUCCAGUAAAACACCACUGCACUAAUGUUUAUCAUUUGUAGCUCUGUUUAUUGUUUAUUACACAGUGAAUCAUUGACUAGAAACCUUCACACAGGUUUUGUAUAACUACCCAGUUGUUUAUUGUAACUUAUAUGUGUAAGGUACUGUGCUUUGGGCCUUUUUAUGGUACAACACAUUCUGGUGGGACUUGUCUUCUUUCAUUCCCGAUCUUAAAGCACAGCGAUGAGUCGUACUUUGGAUGGAAGGCUUUUAGAAGUCACUGUUAAUUUAUUUCCUCUACCUUUACCACAGGACACUGGGAUUGUAACCACAGCAACAUUUUUAUUUAUUCUCUAAUCAGAUGUCGGCAUAUUUUUCUUUCUUUGUACACAUUUUAUGACUUUAUUUUUAUAACUGAUAUAUUGUUUAUUUGUGAUUGUUGUUUUUGGUCAUAAAUCUCGCGGUACAGUAGAUUUUUAUUGUCCAUUAGAGAUGAUUUCAGUAGGUGAUUUUACGGUUCUGGCUGAAGCAACAGGAGAGUCUGUGCAAGACAUGACACCAUUAUUGUUUGUUUUUUUCAUACUGUGAAUUAUGAUUUCUGUGGAAGAAAAACAUGUGUUAAAGCAACCUUGAAACAGGCUAAAUGUUUUACUCUGUCAGAAUUUUUUUAAGUGAUCGAGCAAUGAUUGUUGCUUGCCAGAUAAAUUCUAUGUUUUCGACUUGUAAUGAAGAUUGUCUGUCAGUAUUUUCAUAUUGAUGCUUAUAUAUAUAUAUAUAUAUAUAUAUACAUAUAUAUAUAAUGUACAUUUUUCACAGAAAAUGAAAAUGAACUGAAGAUGUAUGAAUAGAUGUACACCUGUAACUGCUGAUUGGAGGAACUGGAUAAAAUAUAAAAUAAACUAAUAUGUAGCAAUA